AUGAACCUGGCGGCUGGAAAAAGACCUAGAAACGUGGUUCACAAAGAUGAUGUUCCUCAAGAGUCUGUGGUCUCCUAUGACGUUUUUGGCCAGGAUCCUCUCGACCCAUCGUUUUGGUACGUCGACUCUCUGCCGGUAUCUACCCUUCUCAUCGGGUUGGAUAUCAUUUUGCCCAAAUAUUACCCCGAUUUCAAGCCCGACUUGGUGAUUUUGGGUCCCCAAGAAGGCAUCUCUUAUACCCCACAAGCCGCCUCAGACUACUACGAGUCGAUACAAGCCAUGGCAGCUAUUUCCGCUUCGCAAAACCACUCCACCAUCGCUGUUUCCAGCGAAGAUAAUCAUCACAUAUACUUUCAAGACGAGCACUUUUUCAAUGCACAACAAGAAAAACUCAAGCGGUUCAAGAAGAAUGUAUUUGCAAGAAACAUUCGCUUCACCAACAAAAAAAUCAUCGACUUGGUUACCAGUUUAGAAAAAAAGGCUGCCGGCAGUCUUCUCCUUCCUUCCCGAGUGGCACUCAACGUCAUCAUUCCAUCCAUUAACCACGAGUACUCGCAUUGUGCAACCUCCAGCAAUCCCAACGCCAAACUCAACCCAGAAUUCAAACAGGUGAUGUUUGAGAACGACGCUCCCUCAUCUGUCGUACCGCAAUCGCUUCCAAAGUACCGUCUUACUGAUGACAAGAUUCAAAGGCAGGGACUGUUGAAACUUUCUGGAUUGGAGAAAAGAAGCAUGAGCGAAGAAGACGAGAUUGUGGAGAAAAUAGAAGAUGCCGGUGAAGAGCAAGAGGUUUACGAAGAAAAGGAGCAGCCUACUUUCGUGGACAAGAAAUCCUACUACUAUCUCGAGACUCUUCGUAAUUAUGCCAAGCACCCAUUGGCUGCAUUCCACACCGAUUCCCAAAUCAAGGUGUUUGACAAAAGAAACCUUCACCAGUUGUCGGACAACGACGACUUGAAUUCCUUACUCAACAAUGUCGAUGAACUGGCCGUUCUCAACAACUGCCAUAUCAGUAUUGCCGUAAACCACAUGGAGCUUGGUUCUGGGCUUGGGCCAGAGGUUUUCGACGUGGAAAGUCUCUUUACGCAUAAUUAA
This is a messenger RNA of Meyerozyma guilliermondii ATCC 6260, 1095 nucleotides long. RefSeq lists its product as uncharacterized. Gene Ontology annotation, molecular function: hydrolase activity. The record is from RefSeq and is a predicted model, not a curated record. The transcript has a single exon. Bases 1 to 1095 code for a protein of 364 amino acids. NCBI's taxonomy places the organism in Eukaryota, Fungi, Ascomycota, Pichiomycetes, Serinales, Debaryomycetaceae.